Molecule: messenger RNA, 2223 nt
Organism: Colius striatus (speckled mousebird)
Lineage: Eukaryota; Metazoa; Chordata; Aves; Coliiformes; Coliidae
Gene: ZNRF1
Product: zinc and ring finger 1
Exons: 5
Coding region: 384-1088 (234 amino acids)
Source: RefSeq, a predicted model, not a curated record
CCCGCCGCCCCCCGCCGCCCCAUGGGCCACAGCUGAUCGUCGCCCGGCUGCCGGCCGCGCCCCGGGCAGGAGCGAGGCGGGCGGAGCGACCCGGCCGGCGUCCACCCCCACCCCCCCACCCCCCUCCCCCCCUCCGCGGCCCCGGAGCCCUCGGCGGCCCCCGCCGGGGGUGACGGCGGCGGCGGCGGACUCGGGGCGCCCUCGCCCCUGCGGGCUCCGGCGGGGGGAGGAUGCCUGGGGCGGGGAUGGGUUUUCGCCCGUAGCUCCCCGCGCCCCCCCGCUUCCUUCCGCCCCCUCUCGCCUCCCAGCGGCGGCGGGGGCGGCGCGGCCCCGUUCCCCGAGGGGGGCUGUCGCUCGGCUCCCUUCGGCCCGGCGGCGCCCAUAUGGGGGGCAAGCAGAGCACGGCGGCCCGUUCGCGGGGCCCUUUCCCGGGGGUGUCGACGGAUGACAGCGCCGUGCCGCCACCGGGAGGGGGGAGGCCGCCCCCCUUCGGCCAUUACCGGGCGGGCGGCGGCGGCGGCGCCAUGGGGCUGCGCAGCCGCUCCGUCAGCUCGGUGGCCGGCAUGGGCAUGGACCCCGCGGCCGCCGGCGCCGUCCCCUUCGGGCUGUACGCGGCGGCGGCGCGGGCGGCGGGGGAGGCCGAGCGGGCCCCGGGCGGCGGCGGCGGCGGCGGCCCGGGCUCCGAUUCCACGUACGCCCAUGGCAACGGUUACCAGGAGACGGGAGGCGGUCACCAUAGAGACGGGAUGCUGUACCUGGGCGCCAGGGCCUCGCUGGCCGACGCGCUGCCCCUCCACAUCGCACCGCGGUGGUUCAGCUCGCACAGCGGUUUCAAGUGCCCCAUUUGCUCCAAAUCCGUGGCUUCUGAUGAGAUGGAAAUGCACUUUAUCAUGUGUCUGAGCAAACCUCGCCUCUCCUACAACGAUGACGUGCUGACCAAGGAUGCUGGCGAGUGCGUGAUCUGCCUGGAGGAGCUGCUGCAGGGGGACACGAUAGCCAGGCUGCCCUGCCUCUGCAUCUACCACAAAAGCUGUAUAGACUCAUGGUUUGAAGUGAACAGAUCUUGCCCGGAGCAUCCUUCUGAUUGACCCUCCGGGCGUGCUUGCUGAAUUCUCUAAGAUUUUUGAAAGAAAAACAAAAAUGAAAAAGAAACAUCCAGGAGAAGACAGUGUGAGAAAAGUGGAGCGACCUGCUCUCCCUUCCACAGCCGCUGGUCACCAGGAGAGCUCUGCCCACCAGGGACACCCUCUGCCGACACCGUGCCAUGAUGUUUGGCUUUAGUCCCGGCACGGAAGGGGAAAGCCGCCGGGGCACAGCCGGCCAAACGGAGCGUAUUCGCGGCGUUUCUCACCGGCACCCCCCCAACCUCCCACCUGGACUUGCUCGGGGGCUCUGCUCGGUUUUUUUUGCACUGACUAAACGAGAAUUUCUCCUCUCUCUCUUUCUCUCUCCCUUUUGGAGAUGUCCGGCCCAGCCCCGGCAGCGUGAGGCGGGGACUGUGCCCCACGCCGGGAGCGAGGCCCCUGCUCCCCCCUGCCGAGCGCAGGCUCCUUCUUUCAAGUGUUUACAACGCGAGAAAAAACAACAAAAAAAGACACAAAAAAAAAAGAGGAAAAAAAAAGAAAACUGACAAAAAAACUAAAAAAAAACCCAACAAAAACCCAACCAACCGACAAACCACAACUGAAGCUUUGUGUUGACUGGCGUGUUCUUCGGUUUGAGCUUCCCUGCCCCGGUGAUGUUUACAGACUGGUCACUCUUUAACUCAGCUAUAACCACUCAGAGACUGGAGAGCCGCAGCAGCAUCCCCGCCGCCCCCUCCCCACGCCCCCCUCUUGCCAAAACCGCCCCGACCCCCCCCACCCUUCCUUUUUCUUUCCAUCACCUUUGAGUUGAACCCUUUCCAGGAGGGGACGGGGGAAGCACCCAUGGUGCCCCCCUCACACCCCCGGCCACGGGAGUGGCUUUGCUGGAGGUGCCAAGAGGGGCUUGUUUUGUGGCAGUGCCCCCCAGCCCAGCCCGGCGCUCCCGGCACGUUUCCCUGCGUGGGACCUGCCCUGCCAGCGGCCGUGCCCUGCGGGAACCUUUCUGUAUUUAUACCGUAAAACCAACGGGGGAAAAACCAACGAAGAGUUCAGAGCUUGGGGGGAGCUUCCUUCAUUAGUCAAGGUGUUUUGAUAUGGUAUUAAAACAAUGUUCAAUAAAAUAUUCACUGUUAUUUUA